AUGUCCGACAAUUCUAAGCGCGGGCGCUCGAACGGGACGUGGAUUGCAGAGUUAGAUAUAUGUCUUGCAAAGGGUGCUGAGAUCCCGGAAGAUGACACACAUCUCCUCGAACGUCUCGCUCGGAAUGAGACGCCCUCGAAUCUACGAUCCGAGACAUGUCUCUCUCUAGCCGCUAACUGGCUAAACAAAUGCUCUCGGGAGCACGCAGAGUGCGAUUCAGACAAAGAUAAACCGGCCUUUCUUCCCACACGGGUCAUCGAUGUUGGGAGUCUGAGCACACCACCUCAUUUACAUGUUAGUGGGGACAGCGAAACCGGGAAAUGGGUGGCACUGAGCUAUUGCGGGGGCGCGGACUCAUCCUUCACUCUCAAUGCCUCAUCUUUUGACAAUCUCCGCAGCGGACUGCCACUGUCAGACUUCCCACCCACUCUACAGGAUGCUGUCCUCGUGACAAGGGCACUGGGAGUUCGGUACCUAUGGAUCGACGCUCUAUGCAUCUUUCAAGAUAAUACCAAUGAGUUGACGGCUGAAGCGUCGAGAACGAGCCAUGUUUAUAGCAAUGCGGUUGUCACUAUUGCCGCUACGAGCGCGGAAACAGUAAACGACGGGUUUUUAGACAAACGGGAACCGCAUUUUAACUGCUCUUUCCCUUGGCGUCGACAAGAUCACCCCGAGAGCGUCAAGGAUGGUUGUCGCACGUACCCAGUCUUCUUUCGAAAUGGUAGAAGUCCCCUCAACAAAGACUGGCCAAGGGAUUCGCGUUGGGCCACCAGUGGCUGGACGCUCCAGGAGGAGCUGCUGUCGAAACAAGUCUUGUAUUAUACGAAACGAGAGAUGAUCUGGCAAUGCCGCUCUGGGAAAGCUACCGAGCCAGAAGAGGAAUUUACACGCGAUCCCACACUGUUCUCAAAGUUAAAAGGGCUUCUAGCUGGCUCAGAUAGUUCCGAAGACUCCAAAAGGUCUAUGGCGGCUAUAUACAAAGCUUGGUACGAGCUACUCGAAGAAUAUACAAGGCGAGAUCUCACAUCCAUGGAUGAUCCUUUGCCAGCGAUCGGGGCAAUAGCCGAGUCCUUCGAUACUCAGUUAAAAGAGCAGUAUUGCGCAGGAUUAUGGAGGGGCGAUCUCUUAUUUGGCUUACUAUGGAGCUUCCACUGUAGCAGCGGUGGCUCGGGGCCGCCUGGUAGAGUUCUUCGACGCGCCCUGCUUCGACUUUUCGAUUACCAAGACAAACAUCCUACACUACCUGCUAGGCAAAUACCAACUGGUGUUUCUAAGGGUCGCGGGCCGUCGUGGAGCUGGGUGGGAGCCGACGAUUUUGCCGGUAUAACCUGGCCCCGGGAGAGUGGUACCUUCGACUACCUUGCAAAGGUCGUUCGUGUUGAGGUUCGCGACAAGCUUCACGACGAGUUCCGCUCCGUAGAAGGCGCGGUAUUAGCCUUGGACGCACCUUAUCGACACGUCCAUUUGAGACUUGGUACCUAUUCGAAAUCCCCGCGGAACCCUAUAAGUUUAAUACAGAGAGCCUUGACGCGGCUCAGUCCGUUGGCACGUACAAGGAAGUUAGCGGAGAUCGCCCUGAUGAGGCCAGACUACCUCGCAGCGACGACAACCAGCGGCUCCGUCAUCGUUCCGAGCAGCAGCACGGAGUUCACGCUGGUCCAGCUUGCAAAGACGAGUAUAGGGCCUCGGCCAGUACUUUAUGUUCUCGUUUUACAGCGACAUAAGAGAUACAAAACAAACAGUGUGGGGCCACAACGUUAUCGUAGGGUUGGGUUGCUGCGGCUUAUGCCUUCACAGCCAGACAAUGAUGACUAUAUAGGGGAGGCGAUGACAGAUCUUCUGGAAGGUGCUGCGUAUCGUGAAGUUACCAAGAAGGAGUGGCCGGUUGGAACCUUUGUAAUCGAUUGA
This is a messenger RNA of Aspergillus caelatus, 1908 nucleotides long. Its product is annotated as HET domain-containing protein. The coding region runs from base 1 to 1908 and encodes 635 amino acids. The record is from RefSeq and is a predicted model, not a curated record. Lineage: Eukaryota; Fungi; Ascomycota; Eurotiomycetes; Eurotiales; Aspergillaceae. The transcript has 2 exons.